AUGGUUGGCUCAGCUGCCAUCACGUGCGACAUCGCGCCGAACGCAGAGCUGGCCGCCAAGUUCCUGCACGUGAACCCGGUGCACCGCGGCACGCAGGUCGGCUGCGAGAUGUCGGAGCAUGAGGUGAGCACGGACCGCGCCGAGUACGCCACAACGGGCGUCGAUCACACUGAGGGUGGCUGGCCCAAGGACAUCAACCCCCAGGACGUGGAGCAAACGACCCGCUUUAAGAAGAAGGUGGAGAAGGACGACGUGUACAUGUCCUCCGUGCUACAGCUCGGCUCGAUGAUGGAGCACUGCAUCAAGCAGAACAACACGCUGGACAUCUACGAGGAUAACUUCGGGGGCGAAGGAGCUGACGCCCCCGGGGACGACACCACCAGCGCCAAGACCAUCAACGUCUUCCGCGACCCCUGUCCCGUCCACAGGGCGGUGUCCAGUCUCAGCUGGAGUCCGGACGCCUCUCAUCUGGCCGCCGCCUACACCAGCCUGCGUUUCCAGAGCAGCGCCCAGGACCUGCCCACCCAGUCAUUCGUCUGGGACGUGGAGAACCCGAGCCGGCCCGACUACACCAUGGCGCCGCCGGACUGCCUGGUCUCGGUCGAGUUCAACCCGAAGGAGUCGUUCGUGCUGGCCGGCGGCACGUACCGCGGCCGGGUGUGCUGGUUCGACCGGCGGCGCGGCCCGCAGCCGGUGGAGAUGAGCACACUGGAGGCCAGCCACCGCGACCCCGUCUACAGCACCGUCUGGGUGAACUCCAAGUCCGGCACCGAGCUCUUCACCGCCUCCACCGACGGCAUGGUGCUGUGGUGGGACACGCGAAAGCUCUCAGAGCCGACGGAGACGCUGAUCAUUGACGUGAACAAGACGCAGGAGCCGUCGCUGCGGCUGGCGCAGGGCGCCACCGUGCUCGAGUACGAGACCACCAUCCCGACCAAGUUCAUGAUCGGCACCGAGCAGGGCUGCGUCAUCCAGUGCAACCGCAAGGGCAAGACGCAGACGGAGAAGAUCGCCGCCAUCUACUCGGCCCACCUGGGUGCCGUCAAGCAGGUCCAGCGGAACCCGGCCUUCCUGAAGAACUUCCUCACCAUCGGCGACUGGUGCGCCAAGAUCUGGUCGGAGGAGUGUCGCGAGAGCGCCAUUUUCUGGACCGAUAACGGCGAGGUGCGCCUGACAAACGGGGCCUGGAGCCCCAGCCGACCUUCGGUUUUCUUCACCACCAAGGCCGACGGCACCGUGGACGUGUGGGACAUCCUGUACCAGCAGCGGCUGCCCGUGCUCACCGUACAGGUGGGCGAACAGUCACUGGAGACGCUGCGGGUGCAGGAGGCCGGCUCGAUCCUGGCGGCCGGCAGCGCCGACGGUCAAAUCACGCUGCUCGAAGCUCUCCGACAGCCUCGUCAGCUCGCAGAAGAACGACCGGCUCGUGCUGACGCGAAUGUUUGA
Messenger RNA from Pollicipes pollicipes, 1446 nucleotides. RefSeq names its product dynein intermediate chain 2, axonemal-like. The record is from RefSeq and is a predicted model, not a curated record. NCBI's taxonomy places the organism in Eukaryota, Metazoa, Arthropoda, Thecostraca, Pollicipedomorpha, Pollicipedidae. Gene Ontology annotation, biological process: cilium movement; outer dynein arm assembly. Gene Ontology annotation, cellular component: outer dynein arm. Gene Ontology annotation, molecular function: dynein heavy chain binding; dynein light chain binding.